This is a messenger RNA of Colletotrichum gloeosporioides, 1263 nucleotides long. RefSeq lists its product as uncharacterized. The coding region runs from base 1 to 1263 and encodes 420 amino acids. Lineage: Eukaryota; Fungi; Ascomycota; Sordariomycetes; Glomerellales; Glomerellaceae. Gene Ontology annotation, biological process: proteolysis. Gene Ontology annotation, molecular function: cysteine-type peptidase activity. The transcript is spliced from 3 exons. The record is from RefSeq and is a predicted model, not a curated record.
AUGGCAGAAAAUCCCACCCUGUACCCGGUGAAUUCUUUCGAGAAUGACUCGGAGCCUCUUGGGGACACUAGCAUCGCAGCUUCUGCCAAGAUGAGAGACCAGUAUGACGACUCAUUCGCAGAUCACGAUUCCAACGAAUCCGAUAUUCAUCUUAUACCCACUGAAGGUGAUAGCAUCUCAUGGAGCGAAGAGGGCGGCUUGGUCGCAGCCGACAUACAAGGCAUCCUGAACAGGAACAACAUUCAUUAUGACGAAGCCUGCACUACUGAAAUGGAGAACCCUGAAUUCUUCGCUGAGGAGCAGACCUACGACUUGGGAGCAGAUGAACACUUCCACCUUGAGAACGAGGACGUCCACCUUGACCACGUUGACCACGACAGACAGCAUGCGGUGGAGCCCCUCCAUCUGGACCUCGAUGGCUCUGACUGCUCAGAUCCGGGAGCUGCAGAGGACAAGUUGGAACAACAGCGCUACUGGCAGUUCGAAGAAGCGAUAUCUCAGCUGCAAGGACCCAGAGAUCGCUUGACGGGUGACACUAUCGAGCUGAUGCAAGAGCUCAUCGUGGAUUCUGCCCUUGGUCGAUCUGAAGCUGCUAAUAACGCUCUACUCAUGCACCCCCUAUGGCUCAAGAUUGAUGGCGACUUGCCUUCCAAACUUCCCAGGGCCGCUUUCAAGGCGAGGCGCGUCUUCGCUGUCAUGCACCACGACAAUCCCCUGCACUGGACCCUUGGUGAGAUCGACCUCACUGCGCACACUUUCAGACACUACGACCCGAUGGGCGAUGCGGAGAUGAUCUACAAAAUCUGCCAACGUGUCUUGACUUGGCUGGAGGAAUUGACGGGCGAUGCUUUCAUGAUGGAAGAUCUGGCAAGUCUCAACUCCAACUCCUGCGGUGUCUACGUCCUUGAUGCCUUGAGCUACCUGAUCGAAGAAAACCCUCUCCCCGAAGAGGCGGAUAUGAUGCACCUCCGGCAGAAGCUGCUGCAGCUGGCUACCGAAGGCUUUGAUGCAGAUUUCCCCGGCGAGACAGUCAACUCUCACGAAGACCAGUUGAACGAUCCAGAUGUCUCGAUCGCGUAUUAUGAACUACUUUCCGAUGAUGACGGCAGAGAAGACCAGGGCGCAUCUCUGGACCUGAUAUGGGAUGCCCAGACUCGGCCGUUGAAGAGAGCCAUCGACGAAACGGACGCUAACGACAUGCACAGAGACAACAAUCAUUGCACUUGCUCCCAGUGCACAAAGCGAGCCAGAAUUGAUGGAUGA